Messenger RNA from Neofelis nebulosa (Clouded leopard), 1899 nucleotides. RefSeq names its product diphthamide biosynthesis 2 (gene DPH2). Gene Ontology annotation, molecular function: 2-(3-amino-3-carboxypropyl)histidine synthase activity. Gene Ontology annotation, biological process: protein histidyl modification to diphthamide. The transcript is spliced from 6 exons. Bases 221 to 1690 code for a protein of 489 amino acids. The record is from RefSeq and is a predicted model, not a curated record. Lineage: Eukaryota; Metazoa; Chordata; Mammalia; Carnivora; Felidae.
AACCCGGAAGUAAUUCCCUCGUUGGUCCGUGUGUAGUGGUGUAACGGAGAAACGUGAAUUUGGAGGGGUGGAGGGAUGGUUCAAGGGCUGCGCACUGAUUUCCCAGCCCCACCGUCCCCACCAAGUGACUCUGACUCUUUGGGGGUUGCUUUUGAGGACGCGGUGCCUGAGGCUGACCGAGGGAGGUCCCUGCUGCUUUCUGCCACCCAAGCUGUACCUCAUGGAGUCUACGUUCAGCAGCCCCGCGGAGGCAGCGCUGCAGCGAGAGGCGGGCGCUGCCGGAGUGCUCACUCCUCUCGCGGACCUGGACCGCGUGUACGAGCUGGAGCGAGUCGCUGGAUUUGUCCGCGACCUAGAGUGUCAGCGGGUGGCCUUGCAGUUCCCUGACCAGCUAUUGGGAGAUGCUGGGGCCGUGGCUGCACGACUGGAGGAGACCACAGGGUCGAAGAUGUUCAUUCUGGGCGACACAGCUUAUGGCAGCUGCUGUGUGGAUGUACUGGGUGCUGAGCAAGCUGGAGCUCAGGCCCUUGUACAUUUUGGCCCUGCCUGCUUAAGCCCUCCAGCUCGCCCACUGCCUGUGGCCUUCGUCCUUGGUCAACGUUCUGUGCACUUGGAGCUCUGCGCCAAGGCCUUUGAGGCCCAGAACCCAGACCCCAAAGCGCCUGUGGUGCUGCUAAGUGAGCCAGCCUGUGCCCAUGCCCUGGAGGCCUUGGCCACUCUCCUGCGCCCACGGUACCUGGACCUGCUUGUCUCCAGCCCAGCUCUUCCCUUGCCAGUGGGUUCCUGCAGUCCAGAACCUGAGCCCCUGGAGCGUUUUGGGCGCCGCUUUCCCCUGGCUCCAGGGAGGUGUCUGGAAGAAUAUGGUGCCUUUUAUGUGGGGGGCUCUGAAGCCAGCACUGACCUUGACCUUGACCCAGACCUGAGCCGGUUGCUCUUGGGCUGGGCACCAGGGCAGCCGUUCUUCACCUGCUGCCCGGACACAGGGCAGACUCAGGAUGAAGGUGUCCGGGCUGGACGGCUAAGGGCACGUAGACACUACCUGGUAGAGAGGGCCAGAGAUGCCCGAGUGGUGGGGCUGUUGGCAGGUACUUUGGGUGUGGCCCGACACCGUGAAGCAUUGUCACACUUGCGGAACCUGGCUCAGGCUGCAGGCAAGCGUAGCUAUGUGUUGGCCCUGGGGCGGCCCACACCUCCUAAGCUUGCCAACUUUCCUGAAAUGGAUGUCUUUGUGCUAUUGGCCUGCCCUCUUGGUGCUCUAGCUCCACAACCUUCUGGUGGCUUCUUCCGGCCUGUAUUGGCACCAUGUGAGCUGGAGGCUGCCUGCAACCCUGCCUGGCCACCUUCAGGCCUGGCUCCCUACCUCACACAUUACGCGGAUUUAUUGCCUGGCUCUCCCUUCCACGUGCCCCUCCCACCACCUGACUCAGAACUGUGGGACACCCCAGAUGUGUCACUCAUUACUGGGGAACUCCGACCCCCACCUGUCUGGAAGCCAUCAAAUGAUCCUGGAUGCUUGGCCCUGACCUUGCGGCCCCAGCUGGAGCUGGCUGAGAGCAGCCCUGCAGCUUCAUUCCUUAGUUCCCGGAGCUGGCAGGGGCUGCAACCCCGUCUGGGUCAGACACCGGCGACAGGAGCUGUGAGUGGAAGACGAGGGAUUGCCAUCGCCUAUGAGGAUGAGGGAGGCAGCUGAUACCAUGUGGGGCCAGAGACACAGAUGGGCUGAAGAAUUGCUGCAAAGACCUUUAAUACUCCCUGGAUCAACCCCACUCCUCUGCCUGGAUCCUUGAUGCAGGGAAGGACAGACAGCCCCUCACUGAAGAAGGGGACCCAGCUCUGUCCUGUUGUGGCACUGGCAUGAGGCUUAGCAUAUAGCGGUUUAAUAAAUGUCUGUUGAACUGA